Messenger RNA from Malaclemys terrapin pileata, 1169 nucleotides. RefSeq names its product solute carrier family 10 member 1 (gene SLC10A1). Gene Ontology annotation, biological process: bile acid and bile salt transport. Gene Ontology annotation, cellular component: membrane. Gene Ontology annotation, molecular function: bile acid:sodium symporter activity. Lineage: Eukaryota; Metazoa; Chordata; Testudines; Emydidae. The record is from RefSeq and is a predicted model, not a curated record.
AACCACACCAGGAAGAAGGGAUGGCUAAGCUCAUAGCAACAAUGAACACCACCAGAGGAGCCUAUGGGAGCCCAGAAUCCUGGAACCCAGAGCAUACUGAGAAUGCCUCCUUGCCCAACUUUACACUGCCUUUCACGUUUCGCCAACGGGCCACUGACCAAGCACUGACUGGAAUCCUCAUUGCUGUCCUCAGCAUUGUCAUGGUGUCACUGGGGUGCACCAUGCAGCUCUCCAAGAUCAAGACUCACUUCUGGAAACCUAAAGGGGUGGCCAUUGCUGUGGUGGCUCAGUAUGGCAUAAUGCCUCUGACAGCAUUUGCCCUGGGCAAGCUCUUCCAUUUGGGACCUAUUGAGUCUCUGGCUGUGCUCAUCUGUGGCUGCUGUCCAGGUGGAAACCUCUCAAACAUUUUUAGUCUGGCAUCAAAAGGAGAUAUGAACCUGAGCAUUGUGAUGACCACAUGCUCAACACUCCUGGCACUUGGGCUGAUGCCUCUUCUACUGUAUCUUUACUCAAGAGGGCUGUACCAGGGCAACCUAGAGGGCAAAGUACCUUACAAGGGAAUAGUCAUCUCCUUGGCCAUAAUGCUCAUUCCCUGCACAAUUGGGAUCUUCCUGAAUGAGAAGAAGCCACAGUAUGCUCGCCUCAUCAUCAAGGCAGGGAUGAUUGUGUUGCUUGUAUCAUCUGUUCCAAUAAUCGCUCUGUUUGUGACAAGUGUUGGAAACAGUAUUUUGAUCAUCUUCUCGCCACCCCUGCUGGGAACAUCUGCCUUGAUGCCUUUUAUUGGUUUCCUGCUUGGCUACAUGCUAUCUUCAUUUUUCAAUCUCAAUGACAGGUGCAGGCGGACAGUCUGCAUGGAGACUGGUUGCCAGAAUGUGCAGCUCUGCUCUACCAUCCUCAAAGUGGCCUUUGCCCCUGAUGUCAUUGGACCCCUUUUCUUCUUCCCUUUCCUAUACAUGGUAUUCCAGCUUGGAGAGGGCUUUCUCCUGAUACUGGCCUUCAGGGUUCACGAAAAGCUAAAGAAACCAAACGGCAAGUGUAGUAUAACUAAAACCUCUCUCCGGUUCCUACAGGCUUUUCAUCUCAAAGUAGUGUAUAAACCACACACUGGUAUCACUGCCCCGAUCACGGAACUGCUGCUCUCUCUGGGGUGGAACUCAGUUGCUGUAUAA